This is a messenger RNA of Brenthis ino (lesser marbled fritillary), 354 nucleotides long. Lineage: Eukaryota; Metazoa; Arthropoda; Insecta; Lepidoptera; Nymphalidae. The record is from the annotation of a GenBank genome assembly.
AUGGACGGAUUCCUCGGCUUAAACGUGCGGAGAUCUGAGGCAAUAUACGUAUGUCCUCGUUUUUUGUUAGUGCAAGAAGUGGAAAGGAGUCUGGAUCUGGAUUCAAACGCGGGGAUGGGAACGAGGGAUUGUGAAGAUGCGCCAGUGCGAUCGCGUCGGCGCUGUGCGGCAUUUCGUCCGUCAGUUUCGCUGUACCGCGAGCGUGCAGCGGUCGUGGUAGAAGGGGCACGCGUCCGCUCGCGUUUCUUAUCGGCUGUUAUUCGCGGUUUUCUGUCGGCAGUGCACGUGUCACCGACGAACGCUCUUAUUUAUGACGCUCGUACACCUGUGACAAAACAAAUAUUAAAUGUGAUG